Molecule: messenger RNA, 6894 nt
Organism: Pecten maximus
Lineage: Eukaryota; Metazoa; Mollusca; Bivalvia; Pectinida; Pectinidae
Product: suppressor of fused homolog
Exons: 11
Coding region: 251-1696 (481 amino acids)
Cellular component (GO): nucleus; cytoplasm
Molecular function (GO): transcription factor binding
Source: RefSeq, a predicted model, not a curated record
UCCAGCGGAAGCUACAGUGUUGAUCAGUUUGGUAUUUCAUAGGCGAAAGACGGCCAUAGACCGAGGUUUGGAAUAAUGAAACGCCACUAACAUGACUCGGCUGGGAUUUAUUCAUGUGACGGGAUUUACAAUAGAGUUAAUCUUAUUAUCAUAAGCAACCAUGACCGUCUAUCAAAGUGGAUAGUAAGUGAAUAACAGUGGAAAAAUAGUUGGAAAUCCGGUGUUUAGAACAGCCCGAAUUUUGUAAAUUAUGGCGAACAUGGAGGACCGUGAAAGUAUUUACGGUUCCAAUUAUUCGCAAUCGUCGGUUCCAGUGACACCUCCAGGAUUAGAGGCGAUAUAUACAGAAUGUCGGAGACUUUAUCCCGACCAACCUAACCCAUUACAAGUGACGGCAUUAGUAAAAUACUGGCUGGGUGGUCCCGACCCUCUCGACUACAUCAGUAUGUAUGCUCACCCAGGGGACGAGAACAGGGGAAUCCCACCACACUGGCACUACAUCAGCUAUGGACUGUCCGAUCUCCAUGGUGAUGGGAGAGUCCACGAUCAUUCCUUCCGACUGAACGGUACAGAGGGACCAAGUGGAUUUGGGUUCGAGUUAACUUUCAGACUAAAAAGAGAACCAGGGGAGACAAAUCCACCAACAUGGCCAGCUACAUUAAUGCAGGCAUUAUCACGAUAUGUCUUUCAAACAGAAAAUGUUCUGUUUCGUGGGGACCACAUUCCAUGGCACAUGCCGCUGGAUGGCAGUGAGUCACGAAUUCAACACAUGUUGAUGGCAGAAGAUGCACAGCUGUUACCUAUCACAACACCUUUAGGGUGUGUCAACUUUGUUCAGAUUAUUGGUGUGUGUGGGGAGGAAUUGUGUGCUGCCCAGCACUGGACAGGCCCCGGAGUAAUAGAACUCAUCCGUUCCAUACCAUGUGCUGGUGGGCCCUGGCUGAUCACAGACAUGAGGAGAGGAGAGACGAUAUUUGAAAUAGAGCCACACUUUCAGGAUCGUGUGGACACGGGUAUAGAGACGGAAGGCUCCAACCUAAGUGGUGUCAACAGUCGGUGUUCAUGGGAGGAGCCAGGCGACGGUGGAGAUGACUUCUACAAUGAAGAUGAAAAGGAAAAUCGCAUGCUGGAAGAACGACGCAAUAGUAACAACGAGGAACGCCCUCAGAUAUCAGACUUUGAUUCAGAACAGAUCAAGGCAACUUUGAAACGUGGUCUAAAUGGCUCCCGACCGGGACACUUCGCACGCAGGGAAUUUGAAUAUGAUAACGGUAAUCGAAUCCAGUCUCGGAAGCAGUCAUUUGACAGUACAGCAAGUUCAGACGGCCCCGCAGAUCUUCUCAGGACACGUUGUUUGGAAUCUGUACAUUUGAAGUUUAAUUUAGAGGCAGGAUCUCUACUGCCACUUGCCCUUAAAGGGCGACUCAAACAUGGACGCCAUUUUACUUUCAUGAGUGCAUUGAACGAUACAGCAAUAACACUAGUGUCAACAAGUGUGAACGGAUCUAUAGCUGAUGAAAACCACCCCUUUGCAGCCCACGGACCCUGGCUACAGGUACUGUUAACAGACGACUUCCUCGACGAGAUGAUCUGUGAUAUAGAAGAGCUUUGUAACCCUGAUGAGAUGUUGUGUCCAAAGACGUUCAGCUGGCCUGAAAGGAGGCUUUGUAUCACAGUGCUUUCAGACGAGGUGUAGAACCCUCUGGUGUUGGACAUGAACACAAACAUUUGGUGUAACAGUAUGUUGAGACCAUGGUGGUGCAAUCUCUCCUCGACUCCAUUGUGUGUAUAUAGUAGUGAUUGAAGAAUUUCAGUCAUAUAGCACAAACAUUGACGGAGCCAUGUCCAGUGUUCUUGGUUCAGAAAGGUGUUUGGCAGGGCUGGUGAGAUCCUGUUUAAUUGUUUCCUGGGAUUUUCUGUGGACUUCAGUGAACUUGAAGCUGUUAAUCCGGAGAUGGAUUUAUUUAACAUGUUCCAGCAUUCUGCUACACAUGGAUUAUAAAGGUGUGGUGCCUAUGUGUGAGAUCUCACUUGUUUCAGGCCAGGACCUCAAUUUUUAAAGAGUGUGACCUCACUCCAUGCAGUUUGGUCAAGUACUUGACUUCAGACUUUCCAAAUGUUCCCAGAGAGGACUAUAGAUUUGGUACCCCAUUUGUAGAAACAUGACGAGAUUUGAUGACAAGUGUCGUCAGCCAAUCAGUUGAUGGUGAAAUCUUGUUAUGUACUUUUCAUAUAAGGAACUUGUCAAAGGAACUGAGAGUAUUGUAUCCUCUCGCCCACCGCUUGGCCGCGGUGUUAAAUUAUGAGGUUGUACACUGUAGUAAUAUCUCAUUAGGCCUUCAAUGACAUACAACAAGGUUUAUUUGACCAGCUAUAAAUUACUUAUAGUAGGAAACUUUCAAAAUUCUUGUUGAGGUUAAUUUCUUUAAUUAUAUCUGGUAUAUUGACUGUCUACAGAUCUGUUGACUCUUUGAUUUUGAAGAGACUUAACUAACAAAAUAUGAUCACAAAUUUUUAAAUUGUUUUUGGCAAUACUCCAGUAAUUUGAUGAUUAUUUAUUUAUAUUUUUCUCAAAUAUUGUAAUUCAGUUCAUGUGAGAGUAAAGGAAUGAAACGGGGCCAUUACACUUACAAAUGAUCAGGUUACCAAGGUCUUAGUUUGAGAUUUACUCCCGCUUGUCUAUUGGACGAAUUUGAUUUCAGUACAUAACAUAAUGUUAAUGUACUAAACUAAGUAAUUUUGAAGAUCUUUUAUUAUUUAAAUUAUAUUUCAGCAGAAAUGCUUGAUCGUUAUAACAUAAUGAUGUGGAUAAAUGAUCCCAGAAAUUAAGUUAUAAUUUGUUAUGCAGGGACAUCAUGUAAUAAAAUAUGGGAAAACUUUCUACUUGACACAUGAAUAGUUUUUAGGGACAUCAUGUAAUAAAAUAUGGGAAAACUUUCUACUUGACACAUGAAUAGUUUUUUGCCUCCAUAUAUCAAUUUCAUUUUUCUCUGACUCUCUGAUCAUGACUGACUAAUGGACGGUAUACUGUCGAGCUUGUCCUAGAAAAUACUUGCUCUAAUAUAGUCUUCUCUACAAGCUUUUGUUUGGCAGAGUGAUCGUAUAUCGAUAGUAGGGCGACGCCAAUCAAGUUUAGAGCUUGAACAAGCUGCUUCUGUCUCUUCUUUCAUGUCAUUGGAACAAUAGAACUAUUUUUCUAACUAUCUUUGGCUGUUUUCUAUUCCACAAUUGUUUUCUCUUAAUUAUUGUGAUGCAGCUGUCUUUCCUUGUCACCAUUUCUGGACAAAACUAAACUUCAAACUCAAAAGUUUAUACCUGCCUCUUCAUCAGGUCAAAGGUCAUAUCAUUGUUACUCUAAAUUUUCAAAGUUCAAGUGUACCACUCAAACCAACUUCACGCACUGGUCUUCAAUCAAAAGGUCGAAUGUCACCAUUACUGAAAAUGGCAAAACAUGGACAAGUUCGAUUUGAGAAGGAUUUCCACAAAUAUUUGUACAAUUGUUUUCAGGACCAAUUCAUUUAUGAUAGGGACAAUCUUAAACUUACUUUUCAUUUGAUCAGAAACUUGCCAUUUGCUUCAGCGGUGACUACUUUUUAAAACUCUAUCGAUGGACCCUGCAAUCUGUUGUUAGUGGUGUGGAGAGGGGUCUACCUUACCAUAUUUUGUAUGUGUAGUGGGUGUAAACAUUACCAUGUUUUAAAUGGUGGUUUUAAUAGAUGUUGUCAUAAUAAUAUAUAGUUAUCAAAGGUUUACACGUAUGUGUUCAUGGAAGGUUUAAAUACUUUGUUAUUGGUUUGGACUGUUGGUGAUUUUCAUGAGUACACAUGUACACAUUGUAUUCAUAAAUUUGCCUGAUCAGUUUAUUUAGAUGUGUGUACUACUGUGGGUAUGUAAACUAGUAGACACUUUCACACUCGUACUUGUGGAACAUUUGUAAUUAUGAAAUAAGUCGCGUCGUUCUGAGGGAUUCUUUUUAGCUUGUAAUAACAUGGCAUAUAGUGCCAGCAAAGUUAUGGUAUGGAGCAGAAGUGGGCGUUCGUCGACUGCCCGUCUAUCAACCUGUAACUUCUUCUAGAAAAUUAUAAGCAACUGGGUAUUAUAUACAAUUGUAUAUAAUUAUGAUAAUUAGGUGCAGUUAUUCAUAAUCUUUUCAUUGAAGUCGAAGACAUGAAAUUUCAUGUGUGCGCCAUCAAAGAAGCAAAACACCAUACAAGAUAUGUAGUGCAAGUUGUGUUUCGGGAUUUGUGAUUUGUGUCUUGCACUGUAGAUUUAUGGUUAAAAUAUAUACAUGCUGGUCACAACUCUGACCAGUCAUGAACUAUCACACUCCCAUUACAGCUGAGGAUGCAGGGAUUUUCUAUUGAUCUGGCAGUCUAGGUCUUCAACAGUUCAUUAUCUCUGCAUACAUACACUAAACAUUUGAUAUCAACAAAAAUUUUAAUCUCUUAACAGUUACAGUAAUUACAGGGUCGUGACUUGUGUACAGAUUGACUCCAUUACACAGACUGUAGUUGGGUGGUAAUUAUAUAAUUUUUGAAGAUGAGGGACCUGGAGUAGGAGUGUGACAAGCUGAACAUAAUUAAGAUAUAUGUUCUUUGGGUAGGGGGUGGGGUGGGGUGUCAAGGUGAACCUGAUGAUCAUAAAGUGAUUAUGAGUGGUAUAUGGGUGUUUCACAAACCUAAGGUUGACAAACUGGACCUUUCAAAUACAAACAGGACAUGUACAAGCUAUAUACAUAUCUUAGGUUAUAUUCCAAUGACAUGGCAGUAAUGAUGUAUAGGAUAUAGUUUUACUGGUGACAUGAUGAACUACUUGUGCACAUUUCACAAGACAUAAAGGUUUCUGCACACUUGUAUGUGUAUAUAUUAUACAGGUCGUCAUGGGCCGGUCUGGCCUAUUCAACCUAUGGGACAAAACAGAUGUUUAUCAGUUUAAUUAAGAUCUGUGAGUGAUAAUUAAUUGGCACUGAUUUUGAUUGCCAAGAUUGGAAUGUACAUGUAUAAAGACUAUUUCAUGCAGUAUAUACAUUGUUAAUUUUUGAUCAGCAUGUGGUAGCCAAAUUCAGCAUUAUUCAUGGUCUUGCAAUGUGACAAAGUGAUAGUUCGGAUGUUUUACUGUUAAAUAUAUACAGUCCUCGUGCCAUUUUUUCUAUUUUAUUAAGUACACUUUUGUUUAAACAUUUAUGUAGAAAUCUUGGCAACACUAGUACUAUGGGGAGUGAUUCAUAAUAUCUAUGUACAAGUGGUGGUUGACUUUACAUGUGUCUACAUCGUGUUUCCUAUUCAAUGUCAAUCAUGUUGAUAAAAGUUUGAUCAUGGCCAAGUGUCUUUGAAAAAAACAAAAAAAAUGUAUUAAAUUUCUUUGUACCUAGGGUAAAGCAAAUACUUUCUGUGUCGAUUAGGUACCUACACUGUAUUUGUUAGAUUUUAAGUCUGAUAUAGAUCACCUGAGACUCGGGUGACCUACUCUAAUCGCCCUUUGUCCUCUGUCGUGCGUCAUUUGUCCAUAACAAGUUAAGAUUGUCAACUUCUCAGAAACCCCUCAAACUAAUUUCAGUGAAAUUAUGCUGAAACCUUCCAUGGGCAAAGGUUAACCUAGAUAUGGUCCCCAUCCCCCGCGGGCCUGAGGGGCGGGGCAAAACGGGGCAGAAUUGACGUCUGAUAUUUCAAAUAUCCUCUUCUCAAGAUCAUCAUAGAAGGAAGGGUCUUAUAUAAAGGUUCUUAAUUUAGAAUUUUCUUGACCCAGGGGAGUUUAUAUACUGUAUAAGGAGAUCACUUUUUUGAGCAUUUGUUUAUUUGCCAUUGGAAAUAAUAAUAAAAACUUGGUUAGAAUUAUCUGUAUGAGAUGGCAGUUUGAUGAUACAGCCAUUAUGUCGAGGUUAGCUCACCUGGCUGUAAGGACAGGAGCUCAUGUCAUGGUCCGUGGUCUGUCCAUUUGUCAAAUUUUCCUGAAAAUUGCUACUAGUCAUGAACCACUAUGCAGAUCAACCAAAUUUGACAGGAUCCAAUAGAAUUAUGUAUAGGAAUUAUUUUAAAUCCUACUUCUCCUGUAGUAGUUAAAGGAUUUGAUCUAAAGCAUCCCUGGGUGAAGGGGAACCAAUUGUACAGUGGGUCUGGCCCAAGGGGCUUAAGGUGCGGGCCAAAUGGGGAAAAUAUGGUAAAUUCUUUUAUAUCCUUCUUUUGUAGGAAUGUAGUGUUUCCCCAUUUUCACUGCAAUAUCUGAGUGAGCUGUACAGGCCAUCUGGGCCUGUUGUAUAUUUGCUCUGUUACUUUUGGACAAGCUGUUGUACAGUUAUUGCAAUGUUCUUUGUAAACUCUUUAAAUUAAGAACAAUAUGAAUUGUGAUGCAGACUUAAACAGUUGGUUGGAUUUCUGUUUAUUAUGUCGACCAAGUGUGGCUCAGUUUUUGUUGGACAUGUAGCUGUGUAUAAUGGCUGCAACAUAGAAAAUGAUUUAAUAAUCAGUCAUUAAUUUAUAACUUUAAUUUGUUAAUCAGUCGGUAACAGAUUAAUUUAUAACCCCAAUUUGAUAGCCAACUUAUAUUAAUAAGCUCUCCCAUUUUACAACUCAUUUAUUUAUUGAAUAUGACUGAGAAUUAUAUCUUUACCCUAAGUUUUUUUGCACAUUGACAUGUAGCUACAUGGUCAUGAGAUAGAAGUUGUCUCAAAGCUGUCGGUCUAGGUAAGACUGCAUUGUGUAUACAUUGUAUCAUAUCAUUCAUCCUAGCUCAUUUAUAUUUUUAUCCUUCUCCCCUUCAUCAGCAUGACAAAGUCUGUGAGUGUAGCAGUUAUAUGCUGUGAAUGUGAGCGAGUUUUGUCUGAGUGUGUUGUCCAAAUGUUAUGUAUUCUGUUGGCUGAAUGUUUGUCUUCAAAUAAAAAUUUGAUACAACAUUGUA